This is a messenger RNA of Capsicum annuum, 1743 nucleotides long. RefSeq names its product monooxygenase 2. Bases 92 to 1345 code for a protein of 417 amino acids. Gene Ontology annotation, molecular function: FAD binding. NCBI's taxonomy places the organism in Eukaryota, Viridiplantae, Streptophyta, Magnoliopsida, Solanales, Solanaceae. The transcript has 6 exons. The record is from RefSeq and is a predicted model, not a curated record.
UAAUCAAUUUCAGUUGAGAACUAUAUAUUAAAAUAAAAAUAGAGCAGGAAUAAUAUCACUUAGCCAAUUUAAGGCAUUAAGCACAUCAUAUAUGCAGCCACAAAAAGAGAAUAUGGAGAUCAUAAAUGAGGAUAUUGUUAUAGUUGGUGCUGGACUUGCAGGACUUGCUACUUCUUUGGCACUUCACAGGCUCGGAAUUCGAAGCAUAGUGUUGGAGUCAUCAGAUUCAUUAAGGACAACAGGAUUUGCACUUGCUUUAUGGACCAAUGCAUGGAGGGCAUUGGAUGCUCUUGGUGUUGGAGACUCCCUUAGGCAACGUUCUCUCCACUUUACUAGGUUUCAAGCAUUUUCUGCAGACUCAGGUCUGCCUACUGCUGAAAUUUCCCUCGAGGCAGAUGACAAACCAAUUGAUUAUGAUAGCCGUUGUAUAAAAAGGCAGGAGAUAGUGGAAACUUUAGAAAAAGAACUGCCUCCAGGAACUAUUAAAUAUUCUUCAAGAGUUACUUCCAUUGAAGAAUCUGGACUAUACAAAUUGGUGCAUCUUGCAGAUAAAACUGUUCUUCGAACAAAGGUGUUAAUAGGAAGUGAUGGUGUAAACUCAGUGGUGGCUAAGUGGAUGGGGCUUCCAAAACCAGUUGAUGCAAACCGUUCAGCAAUUAGAGGAUAUGUUGAGUAUCCAAAGUCCCAUGGAUUUGAACCCAAAUUUUGUGCUUAUUUUGGAAGUGGAGUUCGUAUUGGUUUUCUACCUUGUGAUGACAAGAGCUUGUAUUGGUUUUGCACUUUUACUCCAUCUGCUGUUGACUAUGAUGAAAACAUUGAAGGAAGUCCAACAAAAAUGAAGCAAUUUGUGCUAAGUUUGGCUAGAAAUGUGUCAAAAGAAGCCUACAAUAUCCUAGACAGAACUUCAUUAGAUAGCCUAUAUUGCGCAAAAUUAAAAUUAAGAACCCCAUGGAACAUUUUAAUGAAAGACAAUAUUGUCAAAAAUAACACUUGUUUAGUUGGUGAUGCACUUCAUCCAAUGACACCUGAUAUUGGUCAAGGUGGAUGUUCAGCAUUAGAAGAUAGUGUUGUUCUUGCAAGGUGCAUUUCAGAGGCUAUUUUUGCAAAAAGUUUACAAGAGGGUGAUCAAUUGUGCAAAAGUAUUAAAGUUGGUUUGGAGAAAUAUGCAAAAGAGAGAAGAUGGAGGAUUUUUAGCCUUAUUAGUACUUCAUAUUUGGUUGGUUUGGCACAAGAAAGUAAUGGGAAAGUGAUUAGUUACUUGAGGGAGAAAUUCUUGGCUCAAUUUACUAUUGAGACGAUGUUGAAAAUGGGCGAUUUUGAUUGCGGAAAAUUAUGUCAAAAGUGAGUAACUGUUCGUUGGAACUAUCGAUUGUUUUAUAAUUCUUGUUGUUCACAUGAUCUUUGGUGAAGUGAAGAUGUCAAAUUAUGUGAUGAUUUGGUUGUUGAUUUUAUGAUCAAUGAGAAAUAAAGUCACCUAGAAAAAUAUUUAAAAAGAUUAUUGUAAGAAUUUAUUAAGCUUGUAUGGAAGUCCUAUAUUCGGUUUAGCACUUAGCUAGUAGCUUUAAAAUUAAGGUUGCAAUUAUUGUCAUUGUAUUAUAAGUUAACUCCCUUCAUUUGAAUUUCAGUGUAUUAAUUUCCUUUUUAGCGUGUCUUAAAAGUAAAGUCUUUUUCUGUAUUCGAUAACUGAUCUCUAAUUUAAACAUUGUACUUGACUGAUUUAAUUAAAAUCACAAAAUUCAAGUA